Molecule: messenger RNA, 3708 nt
Organism: Mercenaria mercenaria
Lineage: Eukaryota; Metazoa; Mollusca; Bivalvia; Venerida; Veneridae
Product: mitochondrial coenzyme A diphosphatase NUDT8-like
Exons: 4
Coding region: 138-968 (276 amino acids)
Molecular function (GO): coenzyme A diphosphatase activity
Source: RefSeq, a predicted model, not a curated record
UCUAUGUGAAAGAUGAAAUUAUACUCAGAAUUUUAUAGAUGAAGUUAUGUUGCAUAAUUUAGUUUUAAAGUUCAGCUGAACUAAAGAGUUUUGUUCACAUAAUUUUCCUUUCUAAGUCUCUUAUUACAUAUUUUUGAAUGACCUUGAUUUCGGACAGACACAUUUGUCUAAGAAAUGAUCUGAUGAUGUUGAAUGUACUGCGCUUUUCACGAAUAUCUUCCUCGCUGACUAAUUGCCAUACUGUUUUGUUGAGACAGAAUAUUUUAUUCACGUGGAGAAAAUUAUCUACCUCGAGUAAUGACCGUGAUGCUACAGUUAGGCUGGACAAUAUUUUCAGUGAUUACAACAGAGAAAAAGUAGUUGCUAAAAUGAAGGAUGCCAAACCCCUAUAUAGACCAGAAAAGCUUAUGAAAAAGGGCAGGGAAGCAGCUGUUCUUGUACCGAUGUGUCACAUAGAAGGAGAACCAGCUUUAUUGUUCAUGAUGCGGUCAAGAUACUUAAAAAAUCACAGAGGUGAAAUAAGUUUUCCAGGAGGGAUGAAAGACCCUAGUGACAGAGAUCUCAUUCAUACAGCACUAAGAGAAACAUUUGAAGAGAUAGGUCUGCCUGAAGAUUGUGUUGAUGUCUGGGGAACUAUUCCACCAUCACCAUCUAGGGUACAACUUGGUAGAAAUAACGGUGGAUGGGUUACGCCAGUGCUGGGUUACUGUAACAAUAUCAAGAUAGAGCAGCUGAAUUUAAACCAUUCAGAGGUUGAGGAGGUUUUUGUUCGAAAGAUCUCGACACUGUGUGAUCCAGCCAAUCAGAGAAUGACUCAGUGGCGCUACUUAGAUACAAGAGGGUAUACCUUACCUGUUUUCCUCGGCGAAGAGCACAGGAUAUGGGGACUCACUGCAAUUUUUAUACAUCAAGUGUUAAAUCUUAUUGCACCAGGACUGUAUAAUUUUAAGCUAAAUCACAAAAGUUGAUGAACAUUUGCUUAUUUAGUAUGUUCAGCAGUAUUUUUAUACCUCCACAAAGUUUAAUUUUAUUGUUUGGUGCUAUACUGGAAUCACUUUCUCCCAACUGUCUACCCACUUUUCCACACUUCCAGCUGCCACAGAACAUUUAAAGCAUUUAGUAUCUACUGCAGUCCAUUUAAAAAAGUAUAUAUAGCAAAUUAAUUAAUACAAUGAUAGAUAUAUUAAGUCUGUCUUAAAUUGAAUAGUCUUUAAAAUGAUCCAGCAUGUUAGGCCACCACAGGUUGAAAAUGUAGGGUUCUAUAAGUUUGCCUGUUGUCUGUCCACAUGCAAUAUCUUUUGCAAAAUCUGGCUCCUAUAACUUCUUUCAUGCAUCCCCUAGACAUUUUUAGAAGGUACCAAAUUGUUUGGCAGGACCAAUACUUUCAAAAUAGGAAAUGUUCCCAUGAACUACCUAAUGUGGAGUAAAUUAUAUUAUUUGCCUUCCAAGUAACAAAAUACUAGGUUAGGAAAUACUGAGAGACUUUAAAACCAGAUUAAAACUGAUAACUAUGUUUAAAUAGAAUGUAAAACUACGGAAAUGCCAUUUUAACAAAAUCUUGUCAUUUUGUAACAUUUUCUUUAAUACUCAUGAAUAAGCAAAUUAGAUUAUCAACAUAGAAAUAUCACUAAUUAAAGGCCAACGUCUCGACUCCAUUUUGAUACAUUGUUUAUUUUUUAUCCACAGAACUGACCAAAAUAUGAUGAAUUAUUGUCUUUAUGGUUGUUGUUUCAAAACAUGAGCAGUUGCCAUGGAAACAGUGAAAUCAUAAAUAGUUCAAAAGAGCUUUUUCAUUGGAAAAUUUUCAAGGUGAGCUUUUGUGAUGGCCCUGAGUCCAUUGUCCGUCAUCUGUCCUUCGUCAACAAUUUGACUGUUAACACUCUAGAGUUCAGAAUUUUGGCCCAAAUUUUAAUAAAAAUUGGUCAGAAUGUUACCCUCAAUAAAAUCUUGGACGAGUUUGAUAUUGGGUCAUGUGGGGUCAAAAACUAGGUCACCAGGUCAAAUCAAAAGAAAAGCUUGUUAACACUCCAAAGGUCACAAUUUUGGUCCAGUCAUAAAUAAACUUGGUCAGAAUGUUACCCUCAGUAAAAUCUUGGAUUGAUUCGAUACUGGAUCAUCUGGGGUCAAAAACUAGGUCACCAGAUCAAACCUAAGGAAAAGCUUGUUAACACUCAAAUGAAGUUUGAAUAAAGUGAAACACCACUCUUUACAUCAUUUUGAUUCUGAAACGUAUGGUGGCUGAUUUAUGCCAUUUCCUUAUUUAGUUCUGUCGCAGUGACAGAAAGACAAAUGUCGUUAUGCCCCCCCCCCCCCCCCACCACUGAAUGUCACCACGCAGAAUGUCACCCAAUGAAUGUAAAUUUGGAAGGUAAAAAGACAACAUUUGCAGGGCAAAUAGAACGAAAUAACAAAAGGCAGAAGGUUGUGAGUUCGAUCCUCGGGCGGGGCGUAUGUUCUCCGUGACUAUUUGAUAAACAACAUAGUGUCUGAAAUCAUUAGUCCUCCACCUCUGAUUCAUGUGGGGAAGUUGGCAGUCACUUGCGGAGAACAGGUUUGUACUGGUGCAGAAUCCAGGAACACUGGUUAGGUUAACUGCCCACCGUUAUAUGACUGAAAUACUGUUGAAAAACGGUGUUAAACCCAAAACAAACAAACAAAAUGGCACAAAUCAGUCACCAUAGAAACGUCAUUAUAUGAAAUAAUAGAUCAAAUAUGGUAGCACUCUUUCUCAGUGUCUGUAUUAUGUUAAAUAAUAUGUCGGCAUGAUGACAAUAUUUCCAUGUUAUGAAAAUGAGAAUGUGUUGUUCGUUUUAGAAUAUAAUUUAUUAUAAAAUGUGGAAUGUCCAAGUCACAUAUUUUCAAAGGUACGAAAGGUUUUUCCCAUGGUAGAUAGAUAAAAAGAAAUAAUUAUAAUGUAGAAUGUGUACAUCAUUUUAUUUUGACAGUUUCUAUAUCUGUCAGUCAGUCAGUCAGUCAGUCAGUCACAAAAUGUAUGUCUAGCAAUAUAUUUUGAAAUUACAAACACCUUGUACACAAGGAGAAUAUGCACCAUACUUACUUGCCCAUUUACCUGCCCAUUCAUCUGUUUGUAUGUCUUUCUGUAUGUCUGUCCUUAUUCUUGCCUGUGUUUCUGUCCUUAGCCCUAUAACUUUAUAAGUACAUUUUAAGAGAUUUAUUUACGAAACAUGGUUUAUACAAUUGGAAAAUGUACAGAUAUGCAGGCCCUUUUGUUUCCGAUUAAAAUGGGACAAUAUCGGCAAUUUUCAGUAGUGAUGAAAUGGCAGCCAUUAAUUUUCAGGGCUUUGUGAGGAGACUCAAAAUUAAACAAAACGAAGAUAGUUUGAUGUCUGAACGAUAAAUGUUAUUAAGAUGAUUACAGUUCCAAAGGAAGGGGUAUGAAUCACCUUUAAUGAUAGCUAUACUAUAUAGCUUACCUCAAGAAGCUUGUCCCUUUGAUGAUCAAGUUGAUGGGAAAGCUAUUAGACCACAGUGUGGAACAUAAAUCGUCACCCUGGUGCAGGAACUCAAUAAGUGUAAUUAAAUAAAGAAGCACUUAUUGAGUUUUUGCACUGAGGUGACGAAAUGUUAUAAAUUAAUUUUAGUUGAAUUGUUGAAAAUUUAAUUAUUAACUUUUCUGUUAUUCAUACAAAUUGUUUGUUUACAUUCAAUGACAAUACAGUUACCAGUAGCGGUAUUUUUGUAGUUGUU